UCGUCCCCGGCAUCUCCCCGGCUCCCGCGGCCCACCCGGGGUCCCGCUCCCGCCGCGCACCGCCAGGGCCGCCUGGCCGCCAUGGCGCGGCUGGAGGUGGACCGGGCCUUCCUCCGCUCGCCGCGGGGCUCGCUGAAGAUCUCCCGCACGCUGGUGGCGCUGGCCGCCCUCAUCUGCUUCGUGGCCUCGGGGUCGCACGAGGCCUACGGGGCGCUGGCCGGCAUGGAGACGGGGAUCAACGUCCUGUUCCUGCUGCUCUACCUGCUGAAGCUCGACGCGCGGAUGUGGUUCCUUUUCUGGCCGCUGGCUGAUAUUCUCAACUCGGUGAUUGCAGCGUUGUUCCUCCUCGUUGUGUCCUUGUUUGCAAUAAUAAUCAAGACCAACAAAGGGACAUUGGCUGGAGGAGUGUUGGGUCUUGUAUUGCUUGUUCUCUGCCUUGUCGACGUCAUUCUUCUUUGCAAGAAGAUUAGCCUUGAUAAACCAAGAGGAAGGAGUGCUCCUGCCAAAUAAGAUUGACAUGUUAGUGAAAGAAUGAGUUCUCCAUUGUUUCCCCACUCUUUUUUAAAGAAUUUCUAUUUUCAUGUGCUCACUUCUGAAUUUCCUGUUGCAUUGCACUGAAGCUUCUGCAAGUAUCAUUCAUAAGGUUUCGUACUGUUCCAAAAGCAGUUUCAGCGUUGCAAUUUGACCAGUUAAAGCUUCAGAGAAAAUGGUCAUGUUUUUCUAAAGUUAAUUACGUUUUUACUAUAUCAAAGUAAUUUUCAUGGUUGUCUUGUUUUUACUGUAUGAAAAUAACUUUCAUGGUUGUCUUCUUUCUCUAAUAAAAAGAAAAUACAAACGGGC
This is a messenger RNA of Sturnus vulgaris (Common starling), 840 nucleotides long. It is a transcript of the gene CKLF, whose product is annotated as chemokine like factor. NCBI's taxonomy places the organism in Eukaryota, Metazoa, Chordata, Aves, Passeriformes, Sturnidae. Gene Ontology annotation, cellular component: membrane. The record is from RefSeq and is a predicted model, not a curated record.